Pogona vitticeps (central bearded dragon) is the source of this 2710-nucleotide messenger RNA. RefSeq names its product musashi RNA binding protein 2 (gene MSI2). Gene Ontology annotation, biological process: central nervous system development; regulation of translation. Gene Ontology annotation, molecular function: mRNA binding. Gene Ontology annotation, cellular component: cytoplasm. The record is from RefSeq and is a predicted model, not a curated record. Lineage: Eukaryota; Metazoa; Chordata; Lepidosauria; Squamata; Agamidae.
UCUCUCAAGCGGGGGCUGUUCUCGCUCUCUUCCUUUCUCUCCACGGGGUUGAGUCCUCUUCUUGGUUGCAGCCAUGGAGGCAGAUGGGAAUCAAGCGAUUUCUGGAAGCCCCAACGACUCGCAGCACGACCCCGGUAAAAUGUUUAUUGGCGGCCUGAGUUGGCAAACCUCACCAGAUAACCUUAGAGAUUAUUUUAGCAAAUUUGGAGACAUCAGAGAAUGUAUGGUCAUGCGGGACCCAACGACAAAGCGCUCCAGGGGGUUUGGUUUCGUUACAUUUGCUGAUCCGGCAAGUGUUGAUAAAGUAUUAGCUCAACCCCAUCAUGAAUUAGAUUCCAAGACGAUUGACCCUAAAGUAGCAUUUCCCCGACGAGCUCAGCCUAAGAUGGUCACAAGAACAAAGAAAAUAUUUGUAGGUGGAUUAUCAGCUAAUACAGUAGUGGAAGAUGUAAAGCAAUACUUUGAACAGUUUGGCAAGGUAGAAGAUGCCAUGCUUAUGUUUGACAAGACAACCAACAGACAUAGAGGAUUCGGCUUUGUAACUUUUGAGAACGAAGAUGUCGUGGAAAAAGUCUGUGAAAUCCAUUUUCAUGAAAUCAAUAAUAAAAUGGUGGAAUGUAAGAAAGCACAACCUAAGGAAGUGAUGUUUCCGCCAGGGACGAGAGGAAGGGCUCGUGGAUUACCGUACACCAUGGAUGCUUUUAUGCUAGGGAUGGGAAUGUUGGGUUACCCAAAUUUUGUCGCAACCUACGGCAGAGGAUACCCUGGAUUUGCCCCCAGUUACAGUUACCAAUUCCCAGACUAUUUGCCGAUUUCACAAGACAUAAUUUUUAUCAACUAGUUCUUAAAGAUGCAUAACAAAUUAAUCGGGGUUUACUACUAAUGAGAAAAAGAGAGAGAGAGAAAGCCUGGGUGGUCCAUACAUUAAUAUCAGUAUCCACUGAGAAAAAAAAAACAUGCUGCUCUUGCUUCUUUACCUGCCUGGACUUUUUUUAAAAUAAAGAAAACCUUCAUAUCCUUUCCUCUUUUUUUUUUUCAUUUUUGCUUUCUUGGGUUUCUUUUUUUUUCUUGUUCUGUGCUUUGUAUUUUUUUUUAAAUACCCAUGUCAACUGUAACUCUCACUGGGAUUGGCGUGUGGGGUUGUGGGCAAAUGGCAUAACAAUUUCUCACAAACUUUUAUUUGGAAAGAAAUACUAACCUCGUUAUAACCUGCAUCAUAGGGCAGCGUAGAAAUCUGGAAAGAUGACGCAUGUAGGGCUUAUUCAUGUAUAGCUGUCGCAUCUAAGCACAACAGCAGGUAUUGUAACUGUUGGACAGAAGGGUUCUUAGACACACGAGGAGGGUGAAUCUGAGUGUUUUAAGUACAAAUAUCCAGUAAUCAUAAUUUACUGGGAACUGCAUAAUGACCAGUCUCUCUCCUUAGAGCUUUCUCUUUGCUUGGAUGCCUUUCCCCGGGGGGCCAGCAUGUUGUUACCUGCUGUGUGCCAUGAUGAGAGCAUAGGAGACUGCCUUAGAAAAGUAAACAGAAGCUCUGCUCUGAAAAUUUAAUUGUGCCCCUCUGAGAAGUGAGACCACCUUGUUAACGAAGUCAGAGAUGGUGCCCAUCAUAAGCCCAGCUGACCUGUUACGCUCGGCACAGGGCUGCUGGCAGAAGUGCCAUCCCUGUGGUGGGUUCUCACCCAUAUGGGUUGAGUUGUCAUCACAGCAUGCAUUACCCUGUUCCUGUAACUUUUCAGGCUAGAGAGUGAUAUGGUACCCAUUCUGAAUUGCCUGGUGGAGGCCUCGCUCCCCUGGUGGUUGGCCAUUUCAUGCCUGGGGUGUCCCACUUUCAGGCUCCAUCGUCUCCCAUGAUCCAACGUUCUCCACCACAUGAGAUGGAGAAAGCAAGGAUGACGGGAGAAGGGCCCAGAACAGUUACUUUUAGGACACCAGCUUCCAGAAUCCCCCCCAGGGCAUGCAGUUAAGGGGGAUUCUGGGAACUGUAGUCUCAGAAAGUACCCUUUCUAAAUUUUUUUUGGGGGGGGGGUUAGUUUAGCCUUGCCUUUUCCUUGUCAUGAUAGUUUUCAGUUUUCUGUAAUUUAUGGAUGGGCUCUUCUUCUCAAUCUGAACUGAUAAACACUCCAGAGUUUCUUCCCAAUUAACCAAGUCCCAUAUUGCUCUUUUGGCUUCCCCCUUGCAUAGCACAUCUUCUAGAAGAGCUGAUUUUCCGACUGCGUAGCAAAACAAGACACACUCUGGUAUUCAAAAAGCAACAAGCAAACUAAGCCAUUCUUCUUAUUCCCAAAGUUUGUGAGAAAUUGGUUGCAUGCUUAAAGUAGAAUUGCAAUGCAUUUUAAAAUAUUUGUUUAAAUCACUUGUUUAUCAUGUCAAAGUUGCUGCUGACAGAGCUGUGCUGUUUCAUUUACUGUUGGUGCUUGAUAUCACAAUUGUUCAGUUCAAUUUAUUAUUUUUUUAAUCUUUUUGCAGUCUGUGUCUUUUAAAACUUGUAUGGCUUUUUAAAUUACUUUGUUUCUGUUUUUUUGCUAUGAUUUGCUUUGUAUUGGCGAUCGUGUCCUACAAUGCAUGACUUCGCGGGCAUUUUAACUGUUGUAUGAUUUGUCCUUUCCUCCUUUCGGUUUCAUUUUGUAAGUAGAUCAUCUGUGCUUGUCUUUUUGUUUUGCUUUUCUCUUUUUGUUUUUGGAAGAAAAAAAAAAUCCCUGUAAGCAACCGA